CCCGGCGCCCGGGGAGGGCGGGGGGGGGGGAGAGAGAAGAAAACACAAAACAAAGGCGGCGGCGGGCGGGAGCUGCAGCGCGGUCGGCGGCAGGAUGCCUCGGCCGCCCCUCGGCCCUCAGCGCGGGAGACGCACGCCCAGCCCCCGCUUAUGACCCCUGGCCGCCGCCGCCGAGAAGGUAGCUUCGAGGCGAGGGGAGCCACCCCCCCCCCCCCCUUUGUUUUUCGGUGAGGGACCGGCGCUGAGCCCUCGCUGGCCGCCGUGUGAGGACCGGGGGUGCCGCCUCCCCUCCUGCCAUUGCCUCCCCCCCCACACACCCGGAGGGAAAGGUGUCCCGGGGGCUCGCUGCUGCUCGGGGUCCGGGCUGGGGAGCGCAGCCGGCACGGCGCAGCGCUCCGGCCUUCGGCUUUUGGGGCGUCCGUCGGGAUGCGCGUCCCCCUCGGGGCGAGGGGGCGUCCCCGAGGGCAGGCUGCUUCGUGACCGUGCCCGGGGCAGCCCCCUCGCCCGCUGCAGCCCCUGCGAGGAAGGCGAAGAGAUCUGUUGGUUCUGGUUCCUGCUGCCGGUGGCGAAUACAGUGAGGGCUUCCAGAGAGGUUCCUCUUGGUUCUAGACCGGCCUGCUGUACAGAUUACUCUCUCAAGACCUAUUGAAGCACAGUGACUGCUUCCUAUAAACAAUCUUUAAUGUUGUGACUGUUUCUCUUCUGUCACUUGUGUGGAAAGUGCCACACACACUCCAGAACAACAACGGCUUUUGCUUGCAUAUUCCAGUGUUUCUUUUGUCAGCGAGUUCAGCAAAGUUGUAGUUCUUCAAGUGCCAGCCCUGAGCUGAGUGAGGAGCCACCAGCAGAGAUGGUAAAAAUGACAAAAUCAAAAACGUUCCAGGCUUACCUGCCAAACUGUCAUCGAACCUACAGCUGUAUCCACUGCAGAGCCCAUCUAGCCAAUCAUGAUGAAUUGAUCUCCAAGUCCUUCCAGGGAAGCCAGGGACGAGCCUACCUCUUUAAUUCUGUGGUAAAUGUGGGCUGUGGUCCAGCAGAGGAGAGAGUUCUUCUGACAGGUUUACAUGCUGUAGCAGAUAUCUAUUGUGAAAACUGUAAAACCACUCUUGGAUGGAAAUAUGAACAUGCUUUUGAGAGCAGUCAGAAAUACAAAGAAGGAAAAUUUAUCAUUGAACUUGCCCACAUGAUAAAAGACAAUGGCUGGGAGUGAAUCAUAACCUUUUUCCUUCUGUUUGGACAAUAUUCUGUGGAACAUGCUUUACAAAGACUAACGCAAAGUAAAGGAAGAGCUUGGCUAGAGUGGCCCUGAGAAUAUCACUGAACUCUGAAACCUCACAAAUGAGUAGUGUAGUGUAAGUGGCUAUUUCAGGCCAUGUUUGCCUUUUCUCCUUGUGUAAGUUCCCUCUUUUUGUACGUGUAUUAUUGUGUGAACAGUUGUUUUGGAACAUUUUGGAUGACCUUUUUCUAAACUCUCUCAAACUAGAGAAACAGUCCACUAAUUGAAAACGGAUUUUACUGGUUAGCAUCUAUCUCUGACCUAUGCCUUUAAUGCUACCUUCUGCUGUGCAUGCUUCUUGCCUAAACACCUACACUCCAGUCCUGUAGAAGUUCUAUAUCUGAGCAGUCCGAAAGAAUGUAUGGGAUGGGGUGCUUUUUUAUAUGUAGCAAUUUCUGAUGUGUUUGGCAGUGAAGAGGAUGCAGUAUUGUAGUUAAUUUCUUUUUUUAAAUUUGAGUGUACCACAACCUAUGUACAUCUUGUAGGUGAAUCGGUUAAAGGUACAGUGCUCACUUUAAAAAAAAUAUUUCAAUUGCACUGACUGAAGUUAGCAGCCUCAAGUUGCUAGGAAAUGUUAUGCUAGAGGUUUGGUAUCUUAAUGAAAUACCUUAGAAGGAUUUUAAAUCAGUAAUGCUAUAGAAUAUGUUCAUUUAAGACCAACAUAUUCCCUAAGGAGUUUGCUGGAUAAGAAAUAAAAACUAUAAAACUAUAGCUUGCAAGAUUAAAAAGGCAGAAAAAUAUAUGCAUCUUCUAUUUUGGAAAAAAAAAUUAGUCAGUGUAUUAAAAAAAAAGUUUUGGUACUGUACCUUUGCCAGUAACAGGGACUUGUGCAUCGGUAAAGUUUUAUGGCUGGUUCCAUGUAACUGUAUAGUCCUAAUGCACUGGACAAAGAGGUUGAUAUCAAGGAAACUUGUUGAAGUAUUCUGCUUCUGCUACAUUUGAACAAAAAUAUUUAUUUUUGUGAGAAAUGGCCAGAGCCUAUGACAUGAAAAUUAAUAUAGUACCUGUAGGAAAAGGAGGGGUAAUAAGAGGGAAGGGAAGUUUGACUCGGUUUUUCAUAAAAUAACAAGAUAGUUUUUAAAACUUGGGGGUGGGGAAAGGGUUUCUUGGUUUGCUGGCUAAAUCAUCCCCAAGUACCUUUUUUAUAAUAAAAAUUUAUAUGAAACUCACCUUCUCUUUUGUUCUCAUGCUGUUUCUGAAAUGGAAUGAGUCAAUGAGAGAAAAUUCUGGACAGUGUAUGCACAAUAUUAGCUGUUGGUAUCUGUGCGUGCAAAUUCUGAGCAACUGUGAAAGAAAUGCUCUACGUAAAUUUGCUAACUUUAUUUGCAAAUUAAACAGUCUCUGAAGACUUUUUGUAUUUUAAUCCUUUUAAUGCUUGAGGACAAAAUGUUUGGAAAAAACCCUUUAACACUACGUAAGUACUAUAACUGAACAAUAUGGAAGCCUUGCAAUACAAAAUCAUUUUCUCUCAAUAACAAUUCUAAUAUGGCACCUGCAAAAUUAGUCAUAGGUGCUGUUGCUGCUGUAACGUUUUUGGGAAUCCGAUAGGCUUUCUGAACUCUGCUGCACUUUAGAAAUUUUGUCAUACAUGAAAAACUAUGCCAAUGGGUAGGGGCAAUACAAAUCCUUUAAAACCAGCUUUCCGGUGUCUUUGUGGAGAGGAAGAGAGAGAAGAGAGUUCACCCAUGUGUAUGCGUUCUCUGAUGCAGGCUGGUUAAACUGCAUUCAAGAUGUUGUAGUGAUCUAUACCUAUGAAUUAAAAAUGUAAGAAUUAGAGAAGUAGUUAAAGCUCUUGGGUUUCAGUCCAGAGACCUAAGGUAGUACAGUUGUGUUCAAUCUGGAUUUUGUGGCUUACAUGUUACUACUUCAUGUUCACAUCAUCAGGCUUCAAAGUCUCCUUUUAACAAUGUCAUUGAUGCAAGAUGGGCUUUGGUGUUGCCUGUCUCUUGAUCUUUUUUGACCUGGAAUUCUUGGGAUUUUAUUUUCCUCCAUUGUAAUGUAUGUUGCCAACAAAGAAGGCACUAAAACUUCUAUCAGCAAAAAUUUUGUGUUGGCUUCAAAGUCCAGUUGCAACGUUGAUACUUGUGAACAGGCUUAUGUGAAGUUUGUGUAUCUUUGGGCUUUUCUUAUUUCCUGGCUAUGGGCUUGUUGAAGCAGUACACUGGACUGAAGACAAAAGUAAUGGCUGCUUUUCAGUAGAGAGUUGAAAUUAAAGAAAAUAUGUAAAGUAUUAAAGAUUUUUCUCUAAAAUUGGGGGUUUGGCUAUCUUCUGUUAGUAAGUUAAUGCUGCCUGUAACACAGUCUGAUUCUUACUUAAAUUCAACCUCUUUCUUCAGUGCAUUAUUUGUAUUUCAAACUGGACAUUUUCACCAAAACCUUAAUUAACUUUGAUGCCAAAGGUUGGGACUUCAUCAAGUGCUUAGCACCUAGAGCUUCAGACUACUGGCAUAAAGAGUUAAUGAUCUAUAUGUGAUGUUUAUGGCUUUUAAGAGAACCAAACAAAGCAAUAUUCUUUUUGGUCUUUUAAGAGUGGACGCUUAGGAGUAAAGAGUAGAACUAGUACAGAAUUGCUAUUUCAUGCUGCCAUGUAACAAUUCUUGAGGCUCAUUCUAUUGAGGGAAUACAUGAAUUUUCUUCCUGUGUUGCUUGGCAGCAUCAAUGAUUAUUUUCUCCCCUUGUAAAGAUGUAGAGAGUUCUUGUUAUUGGUUUUGGUGAAAGUAGAAUCCAGAUAGCAAUGGCUGCUGGCUGAUGUGAAGAGGUCAGUCUGGUCACUGAACCCUCCAGCAGUCAUUUGAAAGAAAAAUAAACUUACUUGAAAAAAAUUUACUAAAGGAUUUUCCCUCUAACCAAUUUUUGUAAUAUAUUAAAGAUUAUAUUUAAAGUUUGUAUGUGUUUGCUCUGGGCAAGUUUACUUCCCCUCCAACUUGAGCACUUUUGUUACUUGUACUGGUUAUUUUUAUUGUUGGUCUUAACAUUUAUUUUGUAUUUUGUUUUUUAUAAACUGUAACAAAAAGCUUUUGUGAACCUUUGUUUCUUGCUGGCUCUUUCUUGGACCAAAUGAACUGACUAUGAGCUGGCUUAGAAGAAAUGUUCAUUGGGAUGCAUAGGAAUUUGCUAGCAAAAACGUACAUGUAUUGAAAGUUUUUUCCUCUGAACCUCUAAAGCCAUGCCUGUCCUAAAAUAAUUAAUCAUAAUUUGAUGUGACUUCAGUAAUCUGACCACACAUUCUCUGUCUAGGUCCAAAAUAAUGGCUGUAACAAUGGUGUUCCAGGACUGAGUCUGCCUCCAAACACUAGAGUUUUAUUCUUUGGCUGGUCACUCUAAGUACCUUUUUGAUUAAUAAAAGGCAAUGCUGCCAUCUAUAAAAACUCUGUUAAGUUGCAAACUUGCUGUGAAAUAAGCUGCAGAAUUUGGGGGAGGGAUUGCUGACACAUCAACCUAACCACUCUUGCUGUAUGCUUUUUAGCAGUGUAGUAAUCUCAAUUUUAUCUGCCAGUAAAAAGGGCCAGAAUAUGAAUUUCCCUCGUUCAUUGUAAGCUAUAUGAUGACAAACUGUAUUAAUGAAGUUUAUUAUAAUUCCAUCUUAAUUUCCCACUAGCAAGGCCGAGUAUAAUGGCCAUUCUGAGUGGUAUGCCCUGCAUGCUUGCUGUCUUUCACACUCCGUGGGAGAGGAGGGGGAAUACAGUUUAUGAAAUUUCUUUGAAUUAAGAUCUGGCCUCAGAGAUUCUGACAAAUAGUCAUCACUGUGCCCAUAACCAAAUGGUCAUCUGUAUUUCUUAUUGGUGUAUCAAGUUAGUGCAAGAGUUCAUGAACGCUGUGUACCAUUUUUGGUGGACUUACGCUUCCCUCUGAGUAACGCUUGUAGAGCUUUUUCUGCAUGCUCAUCUCAGCAGUCAGAUUGCAACAGUAGUGACCUACAGUCUCUCAGGCCAAAUUUCAAACAUCUCCGUUCUGUGAUAAUGGCGAUGAGUGGAAGAAGCUGUCAAAUUAUUGUUAAACUUUUUGGACACUUUAUUGUACUUCAUUGAGACUCAUGUUAAGCCAACCAGCAGUAUAAACGCUUACUGGAAAAGGAACAGACACUUCAGAGGUUUCUUUUAAAAGGACUGUUACAAAUGGUUUAAGGCCUAAAGCAUGAGUCAUAAAUGGCAGUUGAGUUGUGCCUCAUAGUUUCUUAAACUCUUUACAAUGCUUUCUUUUACAGGUGACAUGGCUGUGUUGCUGUUUUGUCCUAGCAAUACUGUACAUCAUUUGUUGUUUCACUAUAUUGUAUCUACUUGAGGUAUCACAAUAAAAGCUUUCGAUUGUUUUGUUGAGUUA
Messenger RNA from Harpia harpyja (harpy eagle), 5596 nucleotides. It is a transcript of the gene YPEL1, whose product is annotated as yippee like 1. The record is from RefSeq and is a predicted model, not a curated record. Bases 851 to 1210 code for a protein of 119 amino acids. Lineage: Eukaryota; Metazoa; Chordata; Aves; Accipitriformes; Accipitridae. The transcript has 7 exons.